Drosophila elegans is the source of this 5337-nucleotide messenger RNA. RefSeq names its product netrin receptor unc-5 (gene unc-5). The record is from RefSeq and is a predicted model, not a curated record. Gene Ontology annotation, cellular component: membrane. Bases 863 to 4120 code for a protein of 1085 amino acids. The transcript is spliced from 11 exons. Gene Ontology annotation, biological process: motor neuron axon guidance; netrin-activated signaling pathway. Gene Ontology annotation, molecular function: netrin receptor activity; protein binding. NCBI's taxonomy places the organism in Eukaryota, Metazoa, Arthropoda, Insecta, Diptera, Drosophilidae.
GAGCCAAAGUGACUGAGUGAUGCCGAAGGAAUGCGCUCCCCGAAAAAAAACAAAAAAGUUUCGUCGGGAAAACUGCAAACCAUGUCUGGCUUAUAAAAUGUGCAAUUAAACCGCAAUAAAUGUGCAGGGCUCUAUGUCGCUGGUGCCUUUUGCUCUGGCCACGAACAAUUCACGUUUCACUUGAACGGAAAACGUCGAAGCAAACGGACGCAACGCACGCCGGCUCGACGCAGUGGUUGUUUUCGAAUUUCGUAUAUUCGAGCGCGCGCGUAUUGAAAACCAAGUGCGAGAUCGUGUGAACGGCGAUAUAUAGUUAUAUGCGGGAUAGAGAUAACUUACCUUGUGCCAUAGUGUCAAUACCAGCAGGAUAUCUUCUCGGUGCUGAGUGAAAAGCGUAGUGAAGUGCUCUGUCGUCAUAAUGAGUGUAAGCGGAGACAAGUAAACUAAAGGCGAUAAGGUUACAGAUGUCCUAAGCACACACAACAACCCAAACCCAAACCCAAACACACACAGCACACCAGUGGCCUCUGCAAGGAUUUCAGGGGACUGGGGAUAUGUAACUGGAUCUGGAUACAUGUUGGCUCCUAAGACAACAGCCCGCUCCUUUGGUCGCACUGCAGCAGAAACGGGAGCAACAAAAGCGAGACACCGGAUCGUAUUCACCACGUCGACGGAGCGAGUGUGCAGCUAAUGCUAAUGCCAGCUCCUUCAGCUAGCUUGCCACAUCGCCAGCAGCAGCAGCAGCAGGAACGACUAGUGCAGUUGCAAUUGCAGGUGUCCCUGCAGGUGCAUCAGUUGCACAGGAAGCGCAGGACAGGACGACACCUCCGACGAACGACGGGCCAACUGACAGCAGCGAAGCAUGGCGGUGAUUAAUAAAGCCGGAAAUGUGAUUGCCCUGCUGGUUAGCCUGCAGCUAAUCCUGCUCCUCUUGCUGCCAGUUUCCGGGGAGUUGCCGCAGCUGGACUACGGCAGUCUGUCCGCCUCCCUGGAGGAGGAUGCAAUUGACCCGCUGACGGCCAUGGCCCCCUUCGCCAAUUCCCUGGUCACCGAAGAGUCGGCCCCGCACAAGAACCACGUGGAGUUGCUGGGCAACAGCAGCGAGGAUGAGAAUGCCAGGCCGCCACAGGGAACUUCCUCGGCAGGAUCAUCAGGAGCGGCAGCGGGAUCGGGCAUACUCCUCGAGGAGUUCAACACCGGCAAAUUGAGUCCCGGCGAGGCCAGCAACACGCUGCCCAUUUUCCUCAUCGAACCGGAGAGUGUGUUCGUGGUCAAGAACCGGCCGGCGGUGCUCAAGUGCAAGGCCUCGCAUUCGCUGCAGGUGAUCUUCAAGUGCAGCGGCAGCUCGCAACCGCCGCCCUCCACGCACGAAACCCACGUGGACCCGCACACAGGGGUCAACAUGGAGGAGGUCACCGCCACCAUCCACCGCGACCUGGUCGACGAGUUCUUCGGCGACGGGCCCUUCAAGUGCGAGUGCCACGCCUGGUCGUCGCGUGGCGUGGUCAAGAGUCAGGCCGCCACCGUCCACAUUGCCUAUAUUCGCAAGUCCUUCAACCAGUCGCCUACCUCGCUGCGCCUGGAGCUGGGCAGUCGGGCGGAACUGCGCUGCGAGCCACCCGGCGGCUUCCCCGAACCGAAGCUCACCUGGCACAAGAACAACGCGGUCAUCACGGCGGACAGCGAGCCGGGGAUCAGCGUUUCGGCCGGCACCCUCACCUUUCGCCAGGUGGCCCUGCAGCACAUGGCCAACUACAGCUGCAGUGCGGAGAAUAUAGCCGGCAGGCGCGUCUCCGAUUCCGCCGUGCUCAUCGUUUAUGUCAACGGUGGCUGGAGCACCUGGAGUCCUUGGCGUGAAUGCAAGUGUGCUGGUAAACCGAGUCAGGGACGCAAACGCUCUCGAACCUGCAACAAUCCAAUGCCAUUGAAUGGGGGCGCCCAGUGUCCGGGCCCCCAGAUCCAAAAGUCCCCCGAUUGCGCCGCAUGUCCAGAGGACACUCAAAUCGUGAGCCCUGAUGGAUUUGACAUUUCGUCGAGUAAGCGCAUGGCCCGCUGGUCGGCGUGGAGUGACUGGAGCAUCUGCUCCGCGGAGUGCAUUCAAGUGCGUCGCCGGAAGUGCCUGACUCAGGGCCAGACUCAGAUUUCCGAGGCGGCGGAGGAAGCCGGUGAUCUGCUCCUCGGAGCCGGUGUGGGCAUGGCCGCCCUCAUCGCCUCAGGGGGAGCAGGAGGAGGAGGUGGAGGAGCGGGAGCGGGAGCAACAGGAACCGGGGUAGGAAACCCCAGCGAAGCUACUGGCUCCAGUUCCGACAAUAUCCCAGGAUAUGGCAAAUCAUUGUGCGCCGGAAAAGACAUACAAACGGCCGAAUGCCGCGGCGAACAGUGCCAGAUUGGCAAGGAUGAUUUCGAUUGGACGCUCUAUCUGGGACUGGCCUUCAUAACCGCGGUGUGUUUCGCCUUUGGGACGGCGCUCAUCUGCUGCGCCCGCCGUGGCAUCCGCGCCAAUCCCCACUACAACAUGGCCCGCUCAGUAAUGGACGCGGAUUAUAUGCCCGGCGUCGUGGAAAAGAAGGAGAUGCGCAUGCACAUCGAGGCCAGCAACAUGGGAUACGAUUACGUCAAUCCCGGACAUCGUUAUUUGCCCGGCGAGCACAUCAUGGGCAUGGGCAUGGGCAUGGGCAUCGGAUGCGGAGGCGUCACCGAGCACCACUACGAUGUGCCCAAUCUGUCCGCCAACUAUACAAAUCCCAUAGACCAUUUGAGUGUGGAUUACUUAUCCGAGACCGGGGAAUCCUCCACCGCAGAUACCUCCAACUCCACUUUUGAUAUGAACGGCAAGCUGUCCAUACUGAACGCCUCGAAGAGCAGUAGCUACGAGCUCCUGGGCAGCGGGGGAGGGCAGCUGCGCCUCUACGGCGGAGAGCUGCUGCUCUUUGUACCGGAGCACGCCAUUGGCAAGCACCUGAAGAAGCACGUGUCCCUGCUGCUGCUGAGCGACGAGUGCAGCCGCGUGUCCUGCGCCACCGAGAGCUCCAUCCUGUGCAGCAGUGUGGUGCACAGUGCGCCGCGCAACUACAGCUUCGUGAAGCCGGUGAUCCUGAAAAUUCCCCACUGCCUCGUGGCUCCGGAGCAGUGGCAUGUGCACAUCUACCAUGCGGACAGUGAGCACGACGAACUGAGUGUGAAUUGGCGGCGGGCCGUGUCCGUGGGCGAGGAGACCAUCAACACACCCAUGUUUGUUCAGCUGGAGGCCAGGCAUGUGUUCAUCAUGACGGAGCAAUUGGGUCACUUUACCGUGGUGGCGGAACCGCGCGUUCAGCAGCCCUCGAUCAAGAUGAAGCUGCUGGCGUUCAGCCAGCACACCCCGCCCAGCAGUGCCAACUGCAGUCUGCGCAUCUACGUGGUGAAGGACUUCCCCAACAGCCGGGACAUCUGCGCCAAUGUGGAGGCCAAGCUGGGCGGCAGCUUCCUCGGCGAGAGUCAGGUGUUCGCCUUCUCGCUGAACAGCCGGAACCUCAGCAUCCGCGUGCGGAGUGCGGAUGUGGAGGCGGCGGCACCCUACGAGCAUGCCAUACCCUAUCAGCACAUCCUCAGCAACAACUCCAUCCUGCACUGCGAGUUCAGCUUGCGGCGGCAGGACCAGAACACCCUGUGCGUGGACUUUGGCCAGGGCAGCGAGGAUGACUACUAUACCUUCAACAUUCCAGCCCACUCGAUGAGCGGCUCGGCGGAGGAGCUGGCCUCCACGACGAACACCACCAUCUCGAUCGAUCGCCAGGGCAAUUAUGUGAACGAGAGCUGUGUGAUGGACUUUGUCCAGCUGCCGCAUGCCACCAAGCGUCUGAUCUGCGCCGCCCUGGAUCCUCCGCGGGCGGACGAGCGGGACUGGCGCUUGCUGGCCAAGAAGCUCAACACGGAUCGGUACAUCGCCUACUUUGCCACCAAGGCCUCGCCCACCGAACAGAUCCUCAACCUGUGGGAGUGCAGGGCGAACAGCUGCCCCGGUAACAGUUCCAACUCGGUGUCGCACACGAUAAUGGCGCUCCUGCUGACGCUCAAGGAGAUGGGCCGUCAGGAUGUGCUGGACAUUAUAGUGGAAACCAUUGGUCCACUGUGGAUUUAAAUUAGAAACCAAAGGACUAGUAAUGAUCCUGUUUGUAGGGCUCUUAUUUAGAGAAUUUGGCGGAAAAGGAACCUGUUUUUUUUAUAGAAUUUCUGAAACUAAAAGAAAAAGCUUUAAACUUUAAGAAGUUCCGUUUCCGACAAAUUCAGUAGAAACAGGAAAACGAAAACAGGAUGUAUUUAAAACUUAACAAACUAAGCGUUGAUUUUCUCUGUUGAGUUUUUUUUGAAAAGUUUCUCCCAGUUUCACCUGUCUUCACCCAGUUUUCAGUGACAAAUCACUAUUUGUUUCCAAAGAUAACUUAUCCGACAAACAUAUAUAACACCUAAGAACUGAACCACCUGCAAAGUUUGUUAACGUGAGAUGGGAAAAUCAGCGUGAGGCCCUUGGUCCCUUGUUGUUGAAAACAAAAAUGUUCAUGAGUUGCCUUUUAUUUACAAAAUGUAUGAACGACGCAAACGAAAAACGAAAUCGAAUCGAAACGAAACAAAAUCUGGAAAAUUGGAAUCGAAAUGACAAAUGACAAAUGAAAAAUAUUGAAUCAAAGUGUAGCUGUAGUCAUAUAUGAUGUAGUCACUAAGUUACUGUAGUGUUGUGUUCUAAGGUAACUUGCUCAACGAACUCUGUUCCCUAUGGGUGCCAUGCAUUUUAUACACUAAACAGGACGAAUGUAGCGAUUAAUUAUACUUGUGGCUUAGCAAACUUAUAGUUUUAAACACUAAACUCUAGGAUCUACGAUUGUGUAACUGUUUGUGUACGAUACGAUACGACAGCUGUAAGAUACGAAUUAUAAAUAGCGUAAGUUGUGUAUGGCCAAUUACGAAAGACAACCGACAGACGUUUGAGUUGUAAACUGUUUGCCAAAUCGUUGAAUCUCAGCCGACUCUAGUUACGAAUAGUCACUAAAAAGAUGAGCAGCAUUUUUGUAAUCAAAACUAAGCCAUAGCACACAUAUACCCGAAAGUAUGUAGCCUCUCAAAUAUUAUAGAUAUAUAUAUAUAUAUAAAGUGUAUUUAGUGUACGAUCUAGUAAUAGUUAUUAAACAAAACAACAAAACGAGUAGCUUGUUAGACAUACUCAAGUGAUAACCUUUGUAUUUGUCUUUAGUUGUAAGUCUGAUCCUGUCGUUUAAUCGUUAAUCAAGUAAGCAUUUACAGAACAAUGACGUAUACUUAGUGGCUCAAAAGAAAAGUUAAAUAAAAUAAAAACUGCAACAA